Molecule: messenger RNA, 8506 nt
Organism: Strigops habroptila (Kakapo)
Lineage: Eukaryota; Metazoa; Chordata; Aves; Psittaciformes; Psittacidae
Gene: STIM2
Product: stromal interaction molecule 2
Exons: 12
Coding region: 142-2361 (739 amino acids)
Biological process (GO): intracellular calcium ion homeostasis; store-operated calcium entry; activation of store-operated calcium channel activity
Cellular component (GO): endoplasmic reticulum; plasma membrane
Molecular function (GO): calcium ion binding; protein binding; calcium channel regulator activity
Source: RefSeq, a predicted model, not a curated record
GAAGCGGCGGGAAGCAGCGUGGGGCCGGCGCUGAGGCGGGUUCGUGCUGCCGGAGCGGGCAGCGUCGUAGCGGCGGAGCUCCAGCCCCUUCCUUCCUCCCUCCGCUCUGCUUCACCUCGCCUCGCUGCAGCGGCGGUACUGAUGAGUGGGCUCCGAGCGCCCGGUGGGCGGCCGGCGGCCACCCCGGUGCCGACCUGCUUGCUUCUGCUGGGGCUGCUCUUGCCCGCCGCUGCCGCCGGCGGGGGGUGCGAGCUGGAGGCAGCGGACGGCGGCGGUGGCCGGCGGGGCGGACGGGGAGGUGCCGCCUCCUCUGCGGCGGAGACGGCGGCGGUUGUGACAGAUCCCUGCAGUUCACUCAGCCCACCGUGCUUUACUGAGGAGGACCGAUUCAGUCUAGAAGCUCUCCGCAUGAUCCAUAAGCAAAUGGAUGAUGACAAAGAUGGUGGUAUUGAAGUAGAUGAAAGUGAUGAGUUUCUAAGGGAAGAUAUGCAAUACAAGGAUGCCUCUAAUAAACAUAGUCACUUGCACAGAGAAGACAAACAUAUCACCAUUGAGGAUCUGUGGAAACGCUGGAAAACAUCUGAAGUUCAUAACUGGACUCAAGAGGACACUCUUCAGUGGCUGUCAGAAUUUGUUGAACUGCCCCAGUAUGAAAAGAAUUUUAGAGACAGCAACGUCAAUGGAACAACACUUCCCAGGAUAGCAGUAAAUGAACAUGCUUUCAUGAUCUCUCACUUGAAAAUAAUUGACCGGAGCCAUAGACAGAAGCUUCAGCUUAAAGCAUUGGAUGUUGUUUUAUUUGGACCUCUCACCCGUCCCCCUCACAACUGGAUGAAGGAUUUUAUAUUAACAGUUUCUAUAGUUAUUGGUUUUGGAGGCUGCUGGUUUGCAUUUACGCAGAACAGAACUUCAAGAGAACAUAUCACAAAAAUGAUGAAGGAUUUAGAAAGUCUCCAAACAGCAGAGCAAAGUCUUCUUGACUUGCAGGAAAGGCUUGAGAAGGCACAAGAAGAGAAUAGAAAUGUUGCUGUGGAAAAGCAAAAUCUGGAGCGCAAAAUGAUGGACGAGAUCAAUGAUGCAAAACGGGAAGCUCAUCGCCUAAGGGAGUUGAGGGAGGGAGCUGAAUGUGAGCUCAGUAGGCUCAAAUAUGCAGAGGAAGAGCUAGUACAGGUUCGCAUGGCUUUAAAAAAGGCUGAGAAGGAGUUUGAGCUGAGAAGUAAUUGGUCUGUUCCAGAAGCGUUGCAGAAGUGGCUUCAGUUAACACAUGAAGUUGAAGUACAGUAUUACAAUAUCAAAAGACAGCAUGCAGAAAUGCAAUUGGCAAUCGCCAAAGAUGAGGCAGAAAAGAUAAAAAAGAAGAGAAGCACUGUUUUUGGAACAUUACAUGUUGCACAUAGCUCUUCCCUGGAUGAAGUGGACCAUAAAAUUCUUGAAGCAAAGAAAGCACUCUCCGAGUUGACGACAUGUUUGCGAGAGCGUCUUUAUCGAUGGCAACAGAUUGAGAAGAUUUGUGGUUUUCAAAUAGCACACAAUUCUGGGCUACCAAGCUUGACCUCCUCUCUCUACUCUGAUCACAGCUGGGUAGUUAUGCCUCGAGUUUCCAUUCCUCCUUACCCAAUCGCAGGGGGAGUUGAUGACUUAGAUGAAGAUACUCCUCCGAUAGUUUCACAGUUUUAUGGGUCCAUUGUAAAACCUCCCAGCACACUGGCAAGAAGCAGUAGCUUGUGUCGGUCAAGACGCAAUGUUGUGCCAUCAUCUCCACAGUCUCAGCAUGCUUUGCACUCCCCUGACCCUGACAUCCUUUCUGUGUCAAGCUGCCCAGCAAUUUAUCGAACUGAAGAUGAGGAGGAAGCCAUUUACUUCUCUGCUGAUAAACAAUGGGAAGUACAGGAAACAGGUUCGGAAUGUGACUCCUUAAAUUCAUCCACUGGAAGGAAGCAGUCUCCUCCAGCAAGUCUUGAGGUGUACCAGAUGCUUUCUGCUCAGAAAGUAUCUCCAGAAGAAUGCUCCCUGGAGGAAUCAUCUACAGGAGACUCCUCUUCUCUAACUGCAGAUAUUUCUAGGGGCUCUCCUGACUGUGUAGGCAUGGCAGAAACUAAGAGCAUGAUCUUUAGUCCUGCAAGCAAAGUUUAUAAUGGAAUCCUGGAGAAGUCCUGCAGCAUGAACCAGCUUUCAAUUGGGAUCCCGGUCCCAAAGCCUCGGCACACCUCCUGUUCUUCAGCCAGCAGUGAUACUAAACCCAGCCAUGAAGCUGUUUCUGUCCCCAGGAUAAGUAGCAUCCCACAGGACCUGUACCAAAAUGGUGAAAAAAACAAAAAGCCAUCAAAAAUAAAAAGCCUCUUUAAGAAGAAGUGUAAGUGAGGUGGGCAGAAGAAGCCUGUAGUAGUGUUAUAAGAACUCUGUUUUUUAAAUCUUUAGGAAUGUAAUUCCAUUUGAGCAUUCCAGACUGGAUGCCCUAAUGGAAUGCUCUGUAGGUCAACUAUAUUUAACUCACUGUACUGUCAAAGGUUGUGCCAGCUGUCAAUGAGAAAUCAUUAAAAAGUUCAGACAGUUUACAUUCAUUUCUGCCUAUUUAUUUAUUUUUUUUUUUUUUUGGUUUGUCUUAGUGUUUGUUAGGGGUUUUUUUAGUGGUUUAUUUUUUCGUUUGUUUGGUUUUUUGUUUUUGGUUUUGGUUUUUUUUUUUUGUAGUUUAUUUGUAAACCAUUUUUAAGCCACUUGGACUUCUAAGCUUUAAUGGACUAGUAAGCCUUCUUGGGCUUCCCAAAGUUUCUUGUUUACUGGAGCAUCUUCCUAACUUUCUGUAGAGCUAGGACAUUUAUCUACUGGACUUUUAGAAAAAAUAAAAGAAGUAGAACUAAUUGAAUUGCACUACUGUUUUACAGACUGGAAAAGUCUCUCUGCAAGUGAAACUGAAAGACUUGUAUUUGUCUGAGAAGAUGAAUCUUUUCACUUUUAGAUCUUUUGGGGUUUUUAAGUAGAACUUAGGAUUUCUAAUUGACUUGACUUCUGGAAAUGGAAAUACCAUGCUUUUGUUAUGGGAAGCUUUGUUAGAUGCCUUUAUUGUUAGAAUGGUUCAAGUCCUGCUGUAAAGAUCAUGUUUUUCCCAGGACUUUCACUGUGAUUUUGCUUCACUGCAGGCUGUAUGACAAAAAAAAAAGGUAAUUUAACAAGAGAAGAGGCUCUUGAUUCCUUAUGCAAGCAAUGGAUAUGAAUCUUGACUGAGGACUGAAAAUAUUCACCUUCUUCAAAUGAGGAGGGGGAUAGUAGCUUUUGUUUACAGACUGCUAGACAAUGGACAUUUGGCUUGUGAAAGUUUGUAUUGUGGCAAAGAUAAUAAAUUGGAAACAUUAUUGUGCUUGGGAAUGUUCCAAUUUUAGCUGAUGCUUGUUUCAGAGGUCCUGCUAAUUGAAAGCUGUUGCAGGCUACAUUGCUUAUGCUUACUGCUGUGUGUAAAUUGUUAUUUUUUUUUUUUUUUGAUUAGCUAUUAAUGUCUUAAUGUCCUCCUUUUGUAAGAUUUCAUACACUUUAUUUUUGUAUAGUUUGAAGAUUCAGCUGUUCAAACAUGUCUGAAGUAAAUGGUAUAAUUUUAUAAUGCAUACUGUUAUACUAACUCAUAAUUUUAGAUAUAGAGAUAGAUAUAAAGGUGAGACUUGACACACUUCAGAUAAAAGCAAUUUUUAUGUUAAGCUUUUAUAGGGAGAGAAGAAAUUGCUGGGAGGUAACAAGGAAGCCUUCUUAGGGCAGCAGUAGCUAGUUGUUCAGAAUAAUUUUUAUUUUUUUUAGCAGUUGGAGACAACAAAUGUACUGCUUGAGCAACAGUGCCUUUCUUCAGUUUGUUUGAAAAUAUGAAUACUGAGCACGAAUUUCUUUUUAGGUACAUUCCAAAGAAAUACUUCUUGCUCUAGUGAACACAAGCAAUUUACCCAGUGAUGACUAAAUGGUUUCUUAGCUCUUCCACAGUAACAGGUGCCACAGCCAGGAACCUGUGAUUAGGGGCUCACUUCUUGCCAAUAUGUACAUGCUGUACUGUAUGAAAGAAUAAAUUCACUGACUGCCUGAUUCUUUUUCUAGUAAGAAGCUUCAAAACCUGUAGCUAAUUGGAAUCAAGUGAUGUCUUUUCUGUCAUUUUCUACUUAGGUUCCACUGUACAUAACUGAUGUAUUAGUUCUGUCCUCAAGAAGUGGUGGUGAUUUUAACAGAUGCAUUUACUGCAGCUAGUGAAACGGCUAGAAGAGGGUCAGAAAAUGGGAUGGAGGCCUUACAUGUGCAAAUACCUUAAAAGUCCUGAUACAUUCAUCAGUUCCUUAACAGAACAGAAGGAAUCCAGAGUUUUACUGUUUAAAAAUGGUUGUAUGUCAUCUAUACAGAAAAGCAUAGGAGGAGUCAGCUGUUUGGUAAAGUUAGGAAAAGAGAAAUAGAAAUAUAUUGUUCCGUUAUUAUAUGAAUCAUCAGAUUGAACAGCUAAAGCUGCAAAAAAAUCAUCACAAGGUAACAGUUGUGUCUCAAAGUUUGUACACUCUGUACAUGGUAGAAAAAAAGCAGCAAUGCAGAAAGACUUGUGCCAACCACCCACCUCAGUGCUCAGUCUUCAGAGUUGUAGUUAGAGCCCUGAUGAAGUACUUGAACAUGUACAAAGGGAAACAAUACAUAAAAGUAGGGAACUUACUUUGCCUCCCAAACAGCAUGGAGAAGGCUACUACCAGAAAAGUGUUCGACUUUGAUGUCUGCAUCUGGGAAGGCUAUAGCAAAAAUUGAGUUUAGAGUAAGAUCUGGGCUUGGAUGGUAGAUGUUACAAUGUGAGUUUUGAGGAACUCUGCCUCUCUCAUUACCAAAAAAGAUGAAACUGAAGAGUGUAUAUUUACACAUGGGACACAAAUAUCUGGUACUGAGGAGUGGGAGGACAGCACUUCUUAAUCCUGACAUCAGAGUCGGGCAAGCUUAAAUGCUGAGAAGCCAAAACAGACAAAUUCAGUUUUCUGUAGUAAGUAUACCAAAAAAAUAUAUAUAGAAGGUACUGCACUCUUCAUUGGCUGUGAGUUUAGGUGUUAAGUAACUUAACUGUCUUCUGGAAAAAAACCAACUCUGUGUAUCACCAACUGUCCUGUAACUUAUAGCUGCUUCUUAAUAAAUAUUGUAGAACUAAUAGCUUAAGUUACUAUGAUCAGAACUGAUGAGUAUUGUAUGUUGGAGCACAAACUGUAAUUUUAAUAGAUUUGGUAUUGUUUUUAUUAUUUUGAUAGACCCCUUGUACAUCUUGACAGCUAAAUUUGUCCACAGUUUAAGUGACUUACAUUGCUCUUAUUGUGGCUACUGUAGAAAUGCUGGUCUUCAAACUGUUAGCAUCCUUUCACUAAGGUAUGUUGAGAACAGUGGCUCGGGUAGGUCCUCACUGGCAAACAUCAAAUCCAGUAUUAAUUUUGAAGUACCUGGUAUGUGUCAACAUCUCGGAAGUGAAAGGAUGUGCUUCAAAAGGUCCUCUGUUUUUCCCCAUUUGCUUAAUGGUGUAACUUGAACUGGCUGGCAGACAGUCCAGCCAGCAUUCCAAACACUAGGAUUUCUGUAAGACAUGUCAGUCAUUCAAGACAAUCAUUUAGUGUCAUCAGCUUUUGAAUAGCUGAGGACUUUUUUUUUUUUUUGAGCUUGUAUAGCUAAAAUCCACAUUCUGCUUUAAAUUCUCCAGUAUAUAUCGGAAGAUGGAGGAUCACUGCUUUCUUAAAUGUUUUUUUAAGUACUUUGUCAGGACAGCAGCCCCUUUGUGGAAACUGCCUAAAAGGCUUCUCUGUGAAGAGGUUGUCAUUUAACUCUUUCAUCUCUAAAAGGAAGAAGUAUCAAGUGUGUGGUUCUAUAUAAAGAAGUCAACACCAAUUCUUCCAAAACUGAAUAAACCCAAACCUUUCCACAAUUCUUACAAAAGCUGUGUGCACUUUUUUCCUUAUAAAAAAAUUUCAGGAAAGGCAUUUCUGGUUGCCAUGGGGAAUGCUUUUGAUCAGCUUACAGACUUGGAGAUUAAAGCAGUUGACUCUUUUUCCCUGCUCAGUGAUGAAAUUUAAAAUUGCACAUUGGCAGUUCCAAGUAUAUGUCAACUUUUCUUUCCUCACUUCGCUGGUACCUAGGUAGCAGAUUACCCUCCACUUUCUGAUGGGCAAUUUGCUGAAAGAGGGAAGAUUCUCUAUCAUAGUCAAGGUAAUAAUGUUAUAGUAAGAAUACAGUUCCUCAUUUGGAAGCCUUGAAGAGAGUGAAGGCAAGGAUGCUCGACUUGAGUUUUCUUACUAUAUUUAUAGACGCCAGUUUGAGUUAGGCAUUAAUUUAUGACUGAUUGAAAGCUUACAAGAUAAAAUUAAUUAGAAAUUGAAGCUUCCAAGAUUUUUACCUUCCCAAUAUAUGGAAGAACAGCAUGCAGAGGAGGGAGGUGAGCUCUAAUUAGCAUUUAUUAUACCACCAGCUUUUAGAGCUUCAGGAUAGUUUCAUUCCAUUUCCAAGAUACAUUGCUGGAGAGGGAUUAUUACAUUGGUUUUACAAGGUAUGCAAAAAAGCAUUUAUUUUUCAUUUACUUACAAGCAAGGGAGAAGAAGGUGAAUAAACUGAAUGCUUUUGUUUGUUUGUUUGUUUUAAAGCCAAAUAGAGGACUUGGUUCUUGGAAGUCUUUACUAUUUGCUUAUCUCCUUGUACAAUAUGUUAAGUAGGUUGAGCACGGUUUUCUAAUAUGUUCCGGUUGCACAGACUAAAGUGAUGCAUUACUAUUUCAUGUUUGAAACACUGCUUGCUCUGAAUUUGCUGUAGGCAUUUUAAUCAUGGAUCUUGCAUCUUCAUUGACCAAUUGUUAAGCCUAGUAAGGCUCUUUGAUUCCAAGUGCUGAUAAACUUUUCUACUAGUGACUUAAACACAGAUGUUGGUAUAACCAGUAACCGAAAAAAGGCUUUUACCAGUAGAGUUUGACUGCCUGACAGCAUGUAAAUGUUUAGGAAACCAUUCUUUGAGGCUUCAGCAGCAGUUCAACAAUGUCAUACACAUUUUCAAUAGCUAGCUUUCCCUUCCAGCUCUUUAGCUAUGGUGCUGAUCUGAAACUCCACUUAGUCCUCUCUUGCAUAAACAGAAUGCACUGAUUCAUAUAAAUUGUAACAAUUAACCUUUAAACUGUUGUUCCCAGUUGCUCUUGCAUUUGACAUUACUUAAGCAAGAUGGCAGUGCUUAAACAGUCCACUUCAGUCUUUCAGAAAUAACACUGAUUUGUUACCUCUUUUUUUCUCUACAUCUUUGAAUCUCAAGUUUACAAAAUUGUGUGUGUGUGUGUGUUCUGUGUAUCUAAUGCUUCACUGAAAUUAGAGUGGGAAAAUUAAUUUAUGCUUAGAUGUUAAGGAAAGCACAUUUGAGCAGGGUAAAUGGAAAUUCCUCUUGCUCUUUGCAGUUGAUGAAAAGGAGUUCAGAGGUUUUUCAUCUGUUCCUGAGUCAGAAGACUAAGGAAUCCUCAUGACUUACAUUACUGGAGAUGAGAGGUACAUUCAAUCUCGGAGCUUUCAGAUCAGUAACUCUUAAUCCAAGAGAAAAGAAUCAACAACCCCCCAAACAAAACACCCUUUCUUUGUUUUGUUUGCACAUACAAAAGAUGUGCUUUGCAGAGUAUUACCUUCAUAUUUCUGUUAUGUUUUUGACCCAAUAUUAAAUUUGGUAGUUACAGCACUAACUUAUGUGAGUGAUUGCCAGACCUCGGAGCAGUUUCAGAUAAUGAUUUUAGUAGUGUGUCUUAAAGUCAGUUUUGGUUUAAUAUGUGUUAAAGACAUCUGAAUUAAGACUUUCUCCUGUACAUUCCUUUUAUUUUAAUUCAGUUCUUUGUGAUCCUUCUACUGUUAAAAAAUAAACAGGUACUGAUAGUUGAUUCAUGUUCAUGUUUAUAAUACAGUAAUUUUUUUUUCAGCAGAGAAUUACUAAUAGAAAAUGGUAGAUGCUUUUUACAAUAUCCAACCAUGAUCUAGUCUUGAGAAACACUGCUGUACUUCAGUUGAAGUAGGUAGGGCACUGAGUGAUGCAAUUUCUGUGUGAGUAGUAAAGUUAUCCUUCUUAAAUUCUCCUUUGUUCUUUAUUUGUAUCUUACCUUGAUACUGCACAAUUAUUUUCAGACUUGAAUUAGUUUAAAAUUAAGGUCAGUAUGUCCAGCCCUACGGAAGUCAGUCUUCAGUUGUCAGCCAUUAGUCCAUUCUUACUGAAAUUAAAAUCUUGAAUAUUUGUACUAGCUUAUUAGCUUGGUUGGUGGUAAAGUGGGUUCCUGGAAGUUUUCGGAUGAAAGGCAGAGAACUUGAAGUAAACCAGGUAACUUGUAUUCUUUAUCAGCUUUCAUAUCCGUCUCCCAAUAAGACCAAGUCUCCCCACAGAAGGUAGAUGUACUUCUUGCUUGGAACCUUGUAGUUAAUUACAUUUGGCUAUCUAAUUCUGAUAACUUGCUUGUGCAUUGUGCUUGCUUGCUUUUCAAUAGCUGACAAAAGCUAUAGGAGAUCUUGGGGGUUUGUUUUUU